Molecule: messenger RNA, 1772 nt
Organism: Plutella xylostella (diamondback moth)
Lineage: Eukaryota; Metazoa; Arthropoda; Insecta; Lepidoptera; Plutellidae
Gene: Uro
Product: Urate oxidase
Biological process (GO): urate catabolic process; purine nucleobase catabolic process
Cellular component (GO): peroxisome
Molecular function (GO): urate oxidase activity
Source: RefSeq, a predicted model, not a curated record
CAGAACUUUGUAAUUAGGUAUAAUGCACUGAGAACUGCAGCAUCCUAAUGAUUGCACUUAUCAGCUGGGCAUUAGUUGGUCACGAAUCUAUCACUUAGUUAACGUGGUUACUUAGUGAAUGAUAUAUCUAUCUGUGACGAAGUAUACAAACAUUGUUUGGUCUGGAUGCGACGCGUGCCUGCUGAUAACAGGGUGGUAUAAAGGCGGGUGCGAGCUCCGUAAUCUCCACAGUUUGUCUUCUCUGCGUUAUGUACGUGAGUUGCCGGCGUUUUUUGCACACCCUCAAGAUCAAGUGAUUAUUUUCACCUCCACGAACAUGCCUUGGACUAGCAGCAACAGAAUUUACGCUAAACCGUCGAACACAUCCAGUGUUCAAGACGAGGACAUGGGCCCAGCCAGCCGGCGCCGCGCGCAGGCCGCGCCCACCGCCGCCGCCGACUCCAACGGCCGCUUCGAGCUCAGCGACCACGGCUACGGCAAGAACUCCGUGAAGCUCCUCCACGUGCACCGCGACGGAGACUUCCACACCAUCCGCGAGUUCGAGGUCUCCACCGAGCUCAAACUAGCCUCCGAGUCAGCUUACGUCGUCGGAGAUAACAAAGAAGUAGUCGCCACCGACUCUCAAAAGAACACCAUCUAUUUACUGGCGAAGAAGUACGGGGUGAAAACUCCUGAAGAGUUUGGCGCGGUGGUGGUGAACCACUUCCUGUACACGUACAAACAGGUGGCGGAGGCGAAGUGCCACGUGCUGGAGUACCCGUGGGAGCGGCUGCAGGCCGGCGCGCCGCACAACCACGCCUUCGUGUACUCGCCCACCGCCACGCGCUGGUGCCAGGUCUCGCAGGCACGCCACGAGGCCGUGAUUGUGAAGUCUGGGUUGAGCGGACUCCGAGUGCUGAAGACGACGCAAUCAGCCUUCGUCGACUUUGUACAAGAUGAGUACACUACGCUGACGGAUGCCGCUGAAAGAAUAUUUAGUACGGUAGUAGAAGCAGAAUGGACGUACGAGAGCAUGCGGUCGGCAGACUUCGACGACGCGUGGCUGACGGUGAAGGACGCCAUCCUGGACAAGUUCGCCGGGCCGCCCGACACCGGCGUCUACUCGCCCUCCGUGCAGCACACUCUGUAUCAGGCCGAGAAAGUCGUGCUCGAAAAAGUGCCCGAGAUCACCUGGGUGAAGAUGACAAUGCCGAACAAGCAUUACCUCAACAUCGACAUGUCGAAGUUCCCCGCCAAUGUGACGAAAGGAGACCCUAAACACCAGAUAUACCAGCCGACAGACAAACCCGCAGGAUUAAUAUAUGCGCAGCUACGCCGGCGGCCGCGUAGCAAGUUGUGAUGUAGGCUACGGCGCGGCGUAGGCGUGCUACGAACCCGCGUAGUAACUAUACGGCUAACAAAUUUGAAGCUUUCAGAGGGAUGAAAAACAUAUCAAUAAUUUUGUAAAGAUAUGCCUUUAUUGAAAUUAAUUUGAACUUUAAUGUAUCUUCCUACUGUUUAAUAUGCCGUAUAGUUCGUUACAUAAUAAGUGUUAAUUAUACCUACUAAUUGCUGUUACUGACUGAAUUGUUGUGAGAAAGAUAAAUGUUUGUUGUUUUGUUUUGCAAUUGUAGGUAGAGUCUCUAGUCGCAUUAUGAAACCUGCUCAACUGUUUGAUUAGAAAGUUUUGUUUGGAUCCUUUCAUUAUUAAUUAAGUUUAAUCUUAUAUGUUUUGUAUUAAAUAAUUGUAAGUUAUGUUAAUGAUUAAAAUAAAAACCCAUAAAUAUACUAAA